AUGGAGCAAGAGAGCCUGGGGGUGACUGUCUGGGCAAGAGGAUGUUGUCCCAGUUUCGAUUGCAGUUUUCUGCGCCUGUGUGUGAACGGUUUGGGUGGUCACGGGAGCCACAGGGCACUGCCUGCUGUGCUGAGUGCCGGCGUGUGUCACACCAUCUGUGUGGUGUCUGGGUGUGGCUGUGGGCUGCAGAGCUCAUCGGGGAGUUGUGAGUCACUCACUGUAGGUUGUGGUGUGUGCCCCAUGUGUGUUCAGUCCCGUCUCCGGCCGUGGUGUGUAUGAGGGUUUGUCACCGGGUGUCUUGUGGUGUCUGGGUGUGGCUGAGUUUAGGUGUGUGUUACAGAGGGCAGACCGUUGUGUGUGACACAAUCUAUUGUGUGCCAGUAUGUGUCUUCAUCCACGUGGACGCACGCCUCUUCCUUGCUCUGCCCCAAGACACACCCCAGUCCCUCCUCAGGCUGCGAAGGGUGGUUGGGGAGCCUUCCCUCUGCCCAAGGGCCAUGCCGGCCCCUCCCUGCCCUGCCCAGCCGUCACCACCCCCAGAGGGCACAGACUCCUCUGUGCCUCAAAGCAAGAGCCCCAGAGUGAGGAGCAGAGCAGGCCGAGGACCUGCAAGCCACAGUGGCUGCCCUUUGUGUGCUGCGAGGUGGGGGACCCUGGGCAGGAAGCUGGCUGAGCCCCAAGACCGCAGGGGCCAUGGGCGGGGAGCUGGUGCCAGGCCUGGGGGCCCUACAGCGGCGAAAGCGGCUGCUGGAGCAGGAGAAGUGGCUGGCUGGCUGGGCGCUAGCGCUGGCGGGAGUUGGCAUUGGACUCAUGGUGCUGCACGCGGAGAUGCUGUGGUUCGGAGGGUGCCCGUGGGCGCUCUACCUGUUCCUGGUUAAAUGCACCAUCAGCAUUUCCACCUUCUUGCUCCUUUGUCUUAUCGUGGCAUUUCACGCCAAAGAGGUCCAGUUGUUCAUGACCGACAACGGGCUCCGGGACUGGCGCGUGGCGCUGACCGGGCGGCAGGCGGCGCAGAUCGUGCUGGAGCUGGCUGUGUGCGCGCUGCAUCCCGCGCCGGUGCAGGGUCCGCCGUGUGCCCAGGGUUUGGGGUCCGGGCCCACGGCGGCGGCAACGCAGUCCUGGCCGGGCUUUCUGGAUGAGGGCGAGGCGCUGCUGUCGCUGGCCAUGCUGCUGCGCCUCUACCUGGUGCCCCGCGCCGUCCUCCUGCGCAGCGGCGUCUUGCUCAACGCGUCCUACCGCAGCAUCGGCGCCCUCAACCAGGUCCGCUUCCGCCACUGGUUCGUGGCCAAGCUGUACAUGAACACGCACCCCGGUCGCCUGCUGCUCUGCCUCACGCUUGGCCUCUGGCUCACCACCGCCUGGGUGCUGUCGGUGGCUGAGAGGCAGGCCGUUAAUGCCACCGGACACCUUUCAGACACACUGUGGCUGAUCCCCAUCACAUUCCUGACCAUUGGCUAUGGAGACGUGGUGCCAGGCACCAUGUGGGGCAAGAUUGUUUGUCUCUGCACUGGAGUCAUGGGGGUCUGCUGCACAGCCCUGCUGGUGGCCGUGGUGGCCCGGAAGCUGGAGUUUAAUAAGGCAGAGAAGCACGUGCACAACUUCAUGAUGGACAUCCAGUACGCCAAAGAGAUGAAGGAAUCAGCUGCCCGAGUGCUGCAAGAGGCCUGGAUGUUUUACAAACACACACGUAGGAAGGAGCGCGGGGCUGCCCGCAGGCACCAGCGCAGGCUGCUGGCCGCCAUCAACAGGUUCCGCCAGGUACGACUGAAACACAGAAAGCUCCGGGAACAAGUGAACUCCAUGGUGGACAUCUCCAAGAUGCACAUGAUCCUGUGUGACUUGCAGCUGGGUCUGAGCAGCUCACAUCAGGCCCUGGAGAAGCGGAUGGACGCCCUGGCAGGGAAGCUGGACACGCUGACUGAGCUGCUUAGCACUGCCCUGGGGUCGAGGCGGCUUCCAGAACCAAGCCAGGAGGCCACGUAGCUGGACCCACGGAGGAAGAACCAAGCUACUUUCCCCAGGAUUGAGGUGGAGGACACUGUCCCUGCUACUCCUGACCCAGCCCUAUGAAUAAAGCACCUCAAGUGCAAGGACCAAAGGGGCCCCACCUUAGGGUGGUCUCACUCACUGACUGACUGAGGAGACACUGGCUCAAGGAGAAAGGCUGUGGCCACACACACCCAAACCCCUGCCCCAAAAGGGAAAAUGGUCUCACUACUAUCCCACAUACCCUGGACAAAAACAUCCUUACUAUGCUGCUAUGGAUGACCUCCAGCUUUCAGUUAGAAGUGGAGGUGCCUGGGGGCUGAGACUCCUGGGUCCCAGAGGAGGAGGGGACUGGGGGCCCAGAGUCCAAGAUCCUGGGCUGCCUUAGUGACCACGGAAUUGCCGAGCUAAUGGAACCGGGCCUGAGGCUGAGGUGGCGGGAGGCAGCGCCCCCUGGCGGGAGGUCCAGGAGGACACAGUUUGCCAGAGCUGCAGAGAGUAUCUGGUGCAGAGAAGGGGGGGGGGGGGGGGUACAGCUCACCAGUCUCUGCUCUUAACUUUGUAAUAAACGUUCAACAAAGCCAGAA
This is a messenger RNA of Lontra canadensis (Northern American river otter), 2573 nucleotides long. RefSeq names its product potassium calcium-activated channel subfamily N member 4 (gene KCNN4). The record is from RefSeq and is a predicted model, not a curated record. The transcript has 9 exons. NCBI's taxonomy places the organism in Eukaryota, Metazoa, Chordata, Mammalia, Carnivora, Mustelidae. Gene Ontology annotation, molecular function: calmodulin binding; intermediate conductance calcium-activated potassium channel activity; small conductance calcium-activated potassium channel activity. Gene Ontology annotation, biological process: potassium ion transmembrane transport. Gene Ontology annotation, cellular component: neuron projection; plasma membrane; neuronal cell body. Bases 694 to 1983 code for a protein of 429 amino acids.